UAGGAAUGAAAUCAAUUUUUUUUGUGAAAUUUAUUUAAGAAACUUAUUUAUUCAACAAAAUUUACGCAAGAAGAUGGUAUGCUUUCAAUUUGAGUAUUUGAGUAAAGGUGAAGUCCAGAGGAUAAUUUAGUUUUUGGUAAUCUGCAUUUGACUCAUGGUAUUGGAAUUGCAAUUUUCCUGUUUAAAUUGGAUUAUUUUUACUCUCAAUUGGAAGGCCCAGAUUCCGCACCCCAAAAAUGCAGCGGAAAUCUGAUCUUUUGAAAGAUGGAAAAGUGUUUGUUUUAUGUGCAAAUAAGCUCGUCGUGGAUGCACGAUCUAUGUUCAAUGAUGAGGAACCAAUUGCCUUCAAGAAGAUGUACCAAUUUUCCGAAGUCGAUGGGUUUCUGCAGAUAGCUGAAGAAUCAGCAGAUAUGAUAAAAUUCGUGGCCAAUGAACCCUCUGUUGGACUUCAUUACGUUCAACAGCACACCCAAAAUGCAGUGCCCAACCUUAUUAAUCUUAAGAAAAAGGUUUUUGAAAAAUCCCAUGAAACAACUUUGCAUUCAGAAGAUUUGGAGGAUUCGAUUACCAUGGUUAGAUCGAUGAAAGAAUUUGGCUUCCCGAUUGCUGAUGAGAUGAGCCGAGAGAUUAAAAAAUCUCUUGCUAUCAUGGCAAAAAAACAACCAAAGAAAGGAUUGCUAAAUAGCUCAGGACUUCGUAUUGGAAGAACCAGUUCUUGGUCUCCAGCCACCUGGGGUCGUAAUGCAGUUCAUUCAAAUCCAGGGGAGGAGAGGACGACUGGUUAUCUCUCAAGUGUUUUCCAGUCUGCAAAACAAAGAGCUGAAAAUUUCAAAUGGGCUCGAGUUGAGUUGAAAGAAUCAAGCCUUCCUGAGGGUGAGAAGCUUUUGUCCAUUGUUAAUCCCACACGCUCACUUGUAAAGGCAGUUGAUGGUUCGUCCUCAUCAAUGCCGGAGGCCGAGGCCAAAUAUUUGCCAUUGUCGAGUGAAGUUGAUGAGCUUCAAGAAGAAUCUCGACUUUAUAAAAGUUCCUCCCAUCAAGAAUUCCUCUCAUUAUCAGAGACAUAUCACGAGUUCAAGGCAGAUCAAGAAGCAAAACUCAAAGAGUGGUUGGGAGAUAAGGGCAAUGAGGAUCUUCAUCGACUAGAGAAAAAAGAAUUGCAUAACUGAAGUUGGUGACCUGGUGAAGUCCAUAAUCUAUGUACUAUAAGAAAAAAAGAUGAAUGUGUUUGAUUAUUGACACAAUAACCAUGUUCGUAUCUUUGAAAUCUAAUUGCUUGUAAUCUUAGUGCUGUUAGUUUGUGGCAUUUCCCUUAUUGUUAAGACUUUUCAUCUGUUUUCUGUCCAAUAUAAUGUCUGUAUGCGAUUUGCAAAAUAAAAUAGAUUUAUUUUCUUUUGUUACAGUGAAA
Molecule: messenger RNA, 1405 nt
Organism: Olea europaea var. sylvestris
Lineage: Eukaryota; Viridiplantae; Streptophyta; Magnoliopsida; Lamiales; Oleaceae
Exons: 3
Coding region: 237-1166 (309 amino acids)
Source: RefSeq, a predicted model, not a curated record